Zingiber officinale is the source of this 1863-nucleotide messenger RNA. RefSeq names its product molybdate-anion transporter-like. Gene Ontology annotation, molecular function: molybdate ion transmembrane transporter activity. The transcript has 8 exons. Bases 150 to 1538 code for a protein of 462 amino acids. Lineage: Eukaryota; Viridiplantae; Streptophyta; Magnoliopsida; Zingiberales; Zingiberaceae. Gene Ontology annotation, biological process: molybdate ion transport. The record is from RefSeq and is a predicted model, not a curated record. Gene Ontology annotation, cellular component: membrane.
GACGCGACGCGACGCCUAUUUAGGAGCCGAUCUCACAUCGCUUCCACUCCCACUCCGCGUUCCCUGCGCUAUUUCAUCUUCGUUCUCUUCGCCUUCGUCGCUCUUCUUCUUCCUCUUCUUCAUCUUCGGGAGGCGUUGAACGCUCGGGAAUGGAGGCUUUCUAUUGGCUGCUCUUUGGCGGGCUCGCCGCGGUGGUGGCCACCCUCGAACUCAGAAAGACCACCCGCGAUCGGGCCGCCACCUCCUCCGCCUUCAAUUCCUUCAAGAACAACUACAUCCUCGUCUACUCCUUCAUGAUGGCUGGAGAUUGGUUGCAGGGUCCCUACGUCUACUACCUCUACACUACAUAUGGGUACGGGAAGGGAGACAUCGGCCGUCUCUUCAUCGCCGGAUUUGGAUCUUCCAUGUUGUUCGGUACAAUUGUGGGAUCUAUGGCAGACAAACAGGGUCGGAAGAGAGCUUCAGUCACCUAUUGUAUCACCUACAUUCUCAGCUGCAUCACCAAACAUUCUCCGCAAUUCAAGGUCCUGAUGCUAGGACGCGUAUUGGGAGGGAUCGCCACGUCCCUGCUGUUUUCUGCAUUCGAGUCAUGGCUUGUCGCAGAACACAACAAGAGGGGUUUUGAACCACAAUGGCUGUCCAUAACUUUCUCAAAGGCCAUAUUUCUUGGCAAUGGUCUAGUUGCCAUUGUAUCAGGGCUCUUUGCUAAUUUACUGACAGAUAACUUGGGUUUUGGACCUGUUGCUCCCUUCGAUGCUGCUGCUUGCUUCCUCGCAAUAGGCAUGGCGAUUAUUUUAUCAACAUGGACCGAGAACUAUGGAGAUCCUUCUGAAAACAAAGAUUUGCUCACCCAGUUUAAGGUUGCUGCAUCAGCUAUUUCUUCUGAUGAGAAAAUUGCUUUGUUGGGUGCAAUACAGUCGCUGUUUGAAGGGUCCAUGUAUACUUUUGUCUUCCUUUGGACUCCUGCUUUGAGUCCAAAUGAUGAGGACAUUCCUCAUGGUUUCAUUUUCGCCACUUUUAUGUUGUCGUCAAUGCUAGGUAGCUCCAUAGCAUCUCGGCUGUUAGCCCGUGCAGUACCAAGAGUUGAAUCUUACAUGCAGCUUGUAUUUGCUAUAGCUGCAGUCACUCUUCUCCUACCAGUUGUUACAAAUUCCUUAAUAGCACCAUCAACAGUCAAAGGCGGGAGUAUUUCUUUUAGUGGCUGUAUUCAGCUCUUUGGAUUCUGUAUAUUUGAAGCAUGCGUUGGAAUAUUUUGGCCAUCCAUUAUGAAAAUGAGAUCCCAGUACAUUCCUGAGGAGGCUAGGAGUACAAUCAUGAAUUUUUUCCGCAUUCCGCUGAACAUAUUUGUGUGCAUUGUUCUAUACAAUGUUAGUGCAUUUCCUAUGACUGCCAUGUUCGGCAUGUGCUCUGCUUUCCUUUUCCUCGCCUCAAUGCUACAGAGGAAGUUGAUGAAGAUUGCUGAAGCCCACAAAUCAAAGUCUCCAGACUGGACUUCCAUGAAGGAAAGAGACGAUGAGGCAGAGCCACUAAACAUUUGAUGAACUAGACAAGGUGAUGUUCAAAACACAAAAUCGUUGCAUUCCUGGUGAGCAAUAAGUUUGCUGCAAUUCAUCUCCUACGUGCAGUUAUCAGAACUUCAGAAAUGCAGGACUUCAUAUUGAGGUUUACUUUAGAUUCUUAAUUACAGUCGUCAAACAACUGUAAAGUUUUACGAGUAUCUCUGUACCGCAGAAAUUAGACGUUUCCAGAAUUAGCCUCCUAAUACAUAUCCUUUUGCUGCUUCAUUUUGUAGCUUCUUACUAUCAAUAUUGUACUUCUUCAGAUUUACUAAUUCAUAAUGAUAUUCCUAUGUGUCAUUUUCCA